This is a messenger RNA of Camelina sativa (false flax), 483 nucleotides long. The record is from RefSeq and is a predicted model, not a curated record. Lineage: Eukaryota; Viridiplantae; Streptophyta; Magnoliopsida; Brassicales; Brassicaceae.
AUGGAGUCGGAAGAGAGUAGAGAUUAUUUACUCUGUUUUGAUUUUACAACAAAGAGAUUUGGUGAGCCUUUGAAACUGCCGUUUAACUCUGAAGGUGAUGGUGAAGACAAUGUGGCUUUGACUUGCGUUAGAGAUGAGAAGCUCGCUGUGUUAUAUCGGAGCUACAAGUCGAUUGAUAUUUGGAUUUCUACUAAGAUCCAGCCCAAUGUAGUGUUGUGGAGUAAGUUUGUGGGAAUGGAUUUGGUGAUGCUUACGGAUGGCUUUAGAGCUGGGUGCUUCUUCAUUGACGAGGAGAAGCAAGUCGCUGUAGUUUUUGAUCGAAGGCUCAACUACUCAAAAGCUUGUAUCAUUGGAAAGGAUGGAUACUUUAAAGACUCUGUGAAUGUUGGAGUUGCUCUGCCUCGAUACUUCACUUCUUAUGUUCCAAGCUUAGUCUCACUGAAACACAACAAGCCGAGCAAAAGGAAACAAAGAGAUAAUUAG